Molecule: messenger RNA, 2394 nt
Organism: Silurus meridionalis
Lineage: Eukaryota; Metazoa; Chordata; Actinopteri; Siluriformes; Siluridae
Gene: larp7
Product: La ribonucleoprotein 7, transcriptional regulator
Exons: 13
Coding region: 304-2091 (595 amino acids)
Biological process (GO): RNA processing
Cellular component (GO): nucleus
Molecular function (GO): mRNA binding
Source: RefSeq, a predicted model, not a curated record
UAGCGGGCGCGCUUCGUGAAACGUCAUCGAUGUGCGCCGAGGAUUUUCGCGACUUAACUUUUUUUCACUGAAUCGCGCGCUUAAAGCCGUAACUGUAGUUGCUAGAAUGUAUAAGGUCUAAAUGCGUAAGUGAUCUGCAUAUGGAGUUUCUUUAGAACUAGCGGGUUUCAGCCAGAGCCAAAACGUUACAGAAACGCUCUCUGCACAAGAGCCUCACUGGCUGGUUCGUUAUCAACCAACUCACUCCUUGCAAACAAUGAUGUUUGGGUAUUAACGUUUCCGCUUCGUUAAGCAGUUUUGAAUAUGGUUGACGCUGGGAUGUCGAACAUUACUACUGGGAAGGACUCGUCCACUAAGGAACCAUGUGAAAAGAAGCAGGACAGUGAGAAAAAGAAGAGGUCUCGGGUGAAACAGUUGCUGGCAGACGUGAAGAGACAAGUUGAGUUCUGGUUUGGGGAUGCAAAUCUCCACAAGGACAGAUAUCUGAAAAAUGUCAUCUUGCAGUCCAGAGAUGGGUAUGUUGAUAUAUCUCUUUUGACAACAUUCAACCGAAUGAAAAAGCUGACCACAGAUAGCAAGCUGAUUGCAAGAGCGCUCAAAAAUUCUGAAGUUGUCGAGGUUAAUCUUGAAGAAACACAAAUAAGGAGGAAACAGCCACUUGGGGACAGCCCGAGCGAUAUUGAUGACCGCACAGUAUAUGUCGAACUUCUACCAAAAGAUGUUACCCACGUUUGGAUAGAACGAGUGUUUAGUAAGUGUGGGAACGUGGUGUACGUCAGUAUCCCCAGGUACAAGUCUACUGGUGAUUCCAAGGGCUUUGCUUUUGUGGAGUUUCAGACUCAAGCGCAAGCACUGAAAGCCAUCGAGAUGCUAAACAACCCUCCAGAGGAUGCCCCAAGGAAGGCGGGCAUUUUUCCUAAGACCAUUUCGAGAAAACCGAUUCCGUUUCAUACAGUCGAAGAUGGCCCAAAAGAAGAAGAUGAAUCCAAAGAAGAAGAUGAGGAGGAUGUAAAGAAAAAGAAGAAAAAGAAAAAGAGAACACGCAGUGAUCCGAAAGACGAUUUUGUUGAAGAAAUGGUAACUGAGAAGGAGCGCGCUACCGAGACCGAAGUAGCCAGCCGGAAAGAAGAGCAGUGUGAGUGCGAGGGCACGGAGCUGGAGAGCGCGACUGCUGUCAAAAACUCACAAAAGAAGGCAGAUAAGAAAAGACGUCGGUCGCACAGUUCGGAGCUCUCUGGGGGAGAAGGACAUGCAGAGAAGCCUGCCAAAAUGAGGAAGGUGGAUGAGGAGGCGAGUGAUGUGAGGGCUGCUUGUGUGUGUGUGUGUGUGUCACAUGGAGCUGAUCAUUGUUCCCUAGAGAUGUCAUCUGAGAACAAUCAAGAAACUGAAAUUGAGGAUGAAAAAAAGGAUGAGAAAGAAGAUUCUAUGUUAAAGGCCAAAAGGAAGAGAAAGAAGAAAUAUAAAGAGAGACUGAAGAUUGAGGAAGAGGUUAUUCCUCUUCGAGUGCUUGCCAAGAAAGAGUGGUUGGAUCUGAAGAAGGAGUAUCUGGAUCUCCAGAAGCAGUGCAUGGCCAAUCUGAAAAAGAGUAUUUUUGACAUUCAAAAAACGGUGCCAUGUGGCCGUCGACAAGCUGUUGAGGGCAGUGAAAAAACCUGGGGUGAUUGUAACCCUAAAAAAGACGCUCCCGAUGGGCCGAAGUUUGAGUGUGGAGUCAUCCUCAAAAUCACCCACAACUUGCCUUUGCCCAACAGAAAAAGUGUCAAGGACAUCCUGUCUGAGAUAUCCUCAGUGCAGUACGUGGACAUUGUGGAAGGAGAUGCCGAGGGUUAUAUCCGCUUUAAGACCCCUGAGGAUGCCAAAGCCGUGAUCGGAGCACGUGCCGAACUGCAGAGAAAACACAACUGGAAUCUGGAAGUCCUGACGGGUGAUCAUGAACAAAGGUACUGGCAGAAGAUAUUGGUGGAUCGACAGGCUAAAUUGAAUCGACCCAGAGACAAGAAGCGAGGCACAGAAAAGCUUAUUUCCAAAGCAGAGAAAAUAAUCAUCGCUCGGACUAAAGAGGCCAACAAACACAUACGUUUCGAUGAAUAACUUUUUCAGAAUAUGCAUUUCCGAAGCAGUGUGAAGGUUUUUUUUUUUUUUUUUUUUUUUUCUUCUCCGUUUUGCACUGAUAAUUUGUUAAACUGUUUUACAGACAUUUAUUUCAAAUAAUUUCAGUUAUUGGUACAUUUUAAUGUGUUGAUAUGAUUAAGGAGUACAAGACACACAGCAAACCAGUUUCACAAAUCUUUUUUUUUUUUUAUGGCAUAAAUAUUUGGAUGUCUUUUUUUGAUAAAUGUGAAUGUGUAGAUUACUGUGCAUUUUAUUUGUAAAGCGAUAGGCUAUUUUUUAAAU